Fonsecaea nubica is the source of this 705-nucleotide messenger RNA. RefSeq lists its product as hypothetical. The record is from RefSeq and is a predicted model, not a curated record. Lineage: Eukaryota; Fungi; Ascomycota; Eurotiomycetes; Chaetothyriales; Herpotrichiellaceae. The transcript is spliced from 3 exons. The coding region runs from base 1 to 705 and encodes 234 amino acids.
AUGCCUGAUUUCUUUGUCCUAGCCCGUGUCGUCGGGUCAGACGGUGCAUUUCCAAAGUGGAAAGAGAGACUGGUGCCGCUUUGCGAGGUUUCUGCCACGGAGCCAUACUCAACAUCCUACUACUGGGGUCAGGAUGUCGACGGAGAACCAGAUACUCUAUGGGGUCUGGAAGGGUAUGCUCACCCCAUCGGGUUCUUCAUCCGUCACCCAGCGUCUGAAGUUUUCAAGCGAGAGAUGAAGAAGGUGGACGAAGACAAACUUCUUCGACAUGUUCAGGGGCUAGGGAGCCCGGAUUACGACUUACAUUACUACGACAUGUAUUAUGGGUUCUUGAGUCGCCCAGAUGACAAGGACAAGGAUGCCAAAGACAGUUUUGUUGUGGUUAUACACUUUUGGUCGCCGGCAGGCCGUCGCAAGCAGCUUCUGGGCGCCUUGUCCGGGGGAGCCGACCGAGUUCGUGCCUCAGAGAACAGUCCCAAUAUCACCAUCCAAAGUUUUGCGGUCUUGAAGGAAUGUCUCGACGUGAACAUGGCGAGCCUCUAUAUCAGAUCGAGAAGCAAGCAAGAUUGGGAAACGUUCCAAUCUUCUGACUUGUUCAAACAAAUCUUGGACGAUGCGGCCCCUACAAACGAGAAGUCAAAGAUUCAUCGAUCGCAAGCAUUCAACGGCCAUAUUGACCAGCAGCCACCAAUUGGACCAGUCUAG